CGUCUGUUUUCAUGACUUCGGUAUUUUUGCCACUUCAGGACUUCAAUUUCUACUAUUUUCGUGGCUCUGGGUCUUUUCGCCUCUUCAGGACUUCAAGUUCCUGUAUCCAGCAGGUGUCCCAUUUUGGAUUUGAAAUUCCAUCAAAGGCCCAGGUAAUUUUAUGUUGUCUGCAUCCUUCUAUAAGAACGUUUAAUGUGUCCAUUGAUUGCUCUUUUUCACUGAAUGUUUAACUUGGAAAGGAAGAGGAUGUUUGUCUGUUGAUGUCCACCACCCAUCCCCCAUUUAAGGGCAGUUUCACAACAAGGGUGGGUGUAGUGCAAACCAAUGGCGGUAGCUCCACGCAUUAUUGUAAGCAAAUAUAUACACUAAAGAAAAUCCAUUGGGUCUGGCAGGGGCUUGCUGGUUACCAAAGCUUUCUACAAACACCAUCCCUCAAGCAUCUCUUUUUACAGGUACAGGUGUUCCUGUGUAUAUAGAGGGAUUACCUGCUUCAUACAUUGCAACGGAGUCUAAGUCAUCAGAGCUGUACCUGCACGCAUACAGAACCAUGAGGUUACGUCAGCUUCGCCGACUACCAAUCCUUGGGAUAGGACUAUUAGUCCUUUUGGCUGUUAGUUUUUCCAUUCAGCUCUUGGGAACCCAUUUCAAGAAAGGGUCCUCUCAGACCUUCAAUGUAGUACACCUGCUCUCCUCAACCUCAACACAAACUUGUCAACCCAAAACUCACAUAGUGUUCCUGAAGACCCACAAGACUGCUGGUAGCACUGUACUGAAUAUGCUACACCGUUAUGGGGACAGAAACUCAUUAACAUUUGCUCUACCCCAGAUGUAUCAGUUCAACUACCCCAAUCUGUUCAUGGUUCACAAGGUGAAAGGAUAUAAUGAACUCAACAAGCCAAAAUAUGAUAUCUUGUGCCACCAUAUGCGCUUCAAUCUCCCAGAGGUCAGGAAGCUCAUGCCUGCAGACUCCUUCUACUUCACAAUUCUACGGGAUCCAGCCACCUUAGCUGAGUCUUCUUUCUCCUAUUAUCGCUCAGUGUCACCUGCCUUUAACAAAGCCCCCAACCUAAAAGCAUUUAUAGCUCACCCUUCUCACUACUACAAACCAGGGGAGAGAGGAAACCAAUUUGCACGCAACUUGCAGUGGUUUGAUCUGGGAUUUAACCCUGACACCCCAUUCAUAGAACCUCUGGCUAGAUUAGCAGUCAGGGACAUAGAGAGGGCUUUCCAUCUGGUCCUUCUCUCUGAGUACUUUGAUGAAUCGAUGGUCCUUCUGAAGGAAGAACUGUGCUGGGGUCUUGAUGACGUGGUGACCUUUAAACUCAACACCCGUGAGACUUCUACACCACUGGAAAAAAAACAGAAAGAGUUGUUACGGGCCUGGAAUACCUUAGAUAUGUAUCUUUAUGUGUACUUCAACCGUACCUUCUGGGAGAAAGUAGACAGAUUUGGGAGAGAGAAGAUGGACAUUGACGUUCUGAGGUUGAGAGAAAGAAGACAACAGCUAGCCGAGAUAUGUCUUGAAGGGCAAAAUCCCAUAAGAGCAGAUCAAAUCAAAGAAAAGGGUAUGAAGCCAUACCAACCUGGAAAGCAGAAGAUCUUGGGGUGGGUGGUGAAAAGCGAUCUUGAGCCCAACACCAGGGCAUGGUGUAUUCAAAUGAUAACUCCAGAGCUGCAAUACAAGGACAUUUUGGAUGCAAAGCAGUUUCCAGGAAGUGUAAGAAACAGGUCUAAGUCAGUGGGGACCACAGUGAAGCUUCCAGGGUCUUAGAAGGUUCCUAAAUUAAAAUACAGAACUGACAUUGUUGUGGGUAUUAGGAAUAAAGGUAAUUAUUGUUGAGUUUAUUAGACAUCAGACCCAUAAGACUUAUACAAGGAUGCUUCAAAACUACUGUCCUCUAAACUGUAAUCCUUAUACCUUAUAUGAUACAUCUUCAGUAAAGUAGGGACUGUGGGAGAGAAAGGAUUGCUCCCCAUACCCCAAGGAAUGGAACUUCCCUCACAUGUGAUAAUCAGUGCCCAGGUGGCAGUUCCAUUGAGUAAGUGGAAGGCUAAAAAGUCAUUAAUACUGCCAAUGCCCCUCACAUCAGCAGCUACUGGUACAUCAUUCAAGAGGGGGGGUGUAUAGGGAUAUCAAUGGACUGCCCACAUGAUUGUCUAAUGUCAGCAGGUGUCACUAGACACACUAUGGUCUUCUACAGCCUGGGAACCCUUGUCAUUACCAUACAUGAUAUUAGCUAAUCGAAGCAAUGAUAUUAUAUCCCUCCUGUUAAGCAGUACUGUGGUUAAUCACAUAGGAACAAUCUGAGAACCUUCACUGUUGUGGGUAAGAGCAAUUAGGUCCAUAAUGAUGCUCAGUGCUUCCACCUAAUGGGGUACUGGUGAAUAACAGCAGAAGAUUCCAAUAGGAAUAAACUGAAACCAAUUACUGUAUAUGUAUGUAGGUAUGUAUAUUUUUAUUUGUAUAGCGCUCCUUGAGGGCAAAGCACUGUAC
Messenger RNA from Xenopus laevis (African clawed frog), 2494 nucleotides. RefSeq names its product galactose-3-O-sulfotransferase 4, gene 4 L homeolog (gene gal3st4.4.L). Lineage: Eukaryota; Metazoa; Chordata; Amphibia; Anura; Pipidae. The coding region runs from base 548 to 1771 and encodes 407 amino acids. The record is from RefSeq and is a predicted model, not a curated record. The transcript has 4 exons.